This is a messenger RNA of Glycine soja, 827 nucleotides long. RefSeq lists its product as uncharacterized. The transcript is spliced from 2 exons. The record is from RefSeq and is a predicted model, not a curated record. Lineage: Eukaryota; Viridiplantae; Streptophyta; Magnoliopsida; Fabales; Fabaceae. Bases 6 to 827 code for a protein of 273 amino acids.
GAGGAAUGGAAUUCUUCCAAAAGGCCAAAGUGGUACGCUUAAGGAGCCACCGUGACAAAUACUUGUUGGCAGAUGAUGACAAAGAAAGUGUUUUCCAAGAUCGUAAUGGAACCUACAAAAAUGCUAAAUGGACCGUGGAGAUUGUAGAGGAUGCCAACUUAAUAAGAUUAAAGAGUUGCCAUGAAAAAUACUUAACAGCCUCCAAUAUGCCAUUUUUAUUUGGUGCCACGGGGAAGAAAGUGUUGCAAACCCUUCCCACAAGAUUAAAUUCAUCUUUGGGGUGGGAACCCAUAAGAGAAGGUACACAAAUAAGGCUUAAGACAUGCCAUGGCCAAUAUUUGCGUGCCAAUGGAGGCUUACCACCUUGGAGGAACUCUAUCACCCAUGACAUCCCACAUAGAACAUCAACAUCAAAUUGGGUUCUAUGGGAGGUGGACCUUGUAGAGCUUCGACCAAACCCUCCCAACCCAAUAGAAAACACCACACCUAUUGCCACACCCAAUCCUUCAAUGGAUUCUACCGAAUUGGAUUCUCCUACAUAUUCAGAUGAUGAUUUAAAGGAGAAUGAGUCACCCAAAAAAGAUGGAAGGGUUAUAUUUUAUAAUAUAGGUGAUGAAAAUGGAGAUGUUCCUAGUGCAAAUGAAGAAAAGUUCUUUACAUUCAAAGGAAGUAGCGUGGAAGAUUUGAAGGAAAAGUUAAAAGAAGAAACAGGGCAUGAUGAUAUUCUUGUGUGUUGUCGCAACCCAUUGAAUGCAAAACUUUAUCCCCUUCGUUUACAAUUACCUCCUAACAAUACUGACAUACACGUUGUGGUUACUCCUUCUUAA